AUGUAUCCAAAGAACAUACCGCUCCCACCAGAGGCGGCCAGCCGAGCCGCCCACGUAAGUACACGCAAAGAGUUGGAUAGAGCCAACAGUGGAAGUCCAAUCACAGCCCCCAUCACCACACCGUCCAUCCCCAGACGGAUGUUGGGAAGUGUGGGGAACAGCAGCGCCACCUCCUCUCCUCCACCUCCACCUCCACAACCUCAACAACUUCAACAACAGCAGCAGUCUAAACACAGUUCAUCGAUGAAACAAUCAUUACGACCCGCUCACUCCAUUGUUCUACCACCAUCGUAUGCAGAUAGUAUGAUGACAACAAAUAGGAUGGAAAAUGGUUCUUUCGCUGAGGCGGCAUGUAAUCCGGCUGUGGGGGCUGCGAUGUCUACAGAGAACUCACUGCGGGGCCCAUCGCAACUGCAGUUUCCAGGCACCUCUAUGUUGCCACCGCCGUAUGAGGAAUCCGUUUCCAACACAAAUGGAUUGGUGGGAGAAGUCUCCUACAAUUCCCUCAGCGGCAUGGGCGUCCCUCCACCACCGCCGCCUCCUCCGCCUCUUCCACAAACCGUCCAAAACACAUCAACAACGGGAGGAAAUGGUGUUUGUAUGGAUGGGGGAUAUUAUCAUGGGCCUCCAAUGCGUGGAUUUCUGCCGCCCGUCAUUCCCCCGCAUUCUCUCGCGUGGCCCACGCCCCCCACCGCACCGACGGUUCUCCCGCAGGAUCCUCCAAGUUACAUGGAAAGCAGCGGAUGUCCACCGCCACCGCCACCACCGCAGGUGCCGUACUUUUUUAACGCAAAUUCUCCCCUUACAGCUUCCAAUAACAUGGGAAGAUCCCAUAGGCAAGACUCGCAUUUCUCACAUAAUAAGAGGAAAGAACGUAAUAAUAGGAGUGCUGAUGAUAUUCCAUCCGCUCGGAGAAGCGAUAAGAGUGAUGAGGCUGAGAAAAUAAAUGAACUUUCUCAUACUGGUCCAACCAGUGUGCAUAGUAGUGUUUCUAAUCAACAACGACAGCAACAACAGCAGCAACAACAACAACAAUCGAUGACUUUUUGGAUGGAAAGGGUAAAGCAUAUCUCCCAACAACAUAAGCAUGAUGUUACUUUUCUUAUGCAGGUGAUUAUGGUAUUAUUGGAACGUCUCACAUCGUUAAAAGCAUCUAAUUAUGUUAGUAGUGCUGCUGAUAACAACAACAACAACAACAAGAAUGGUAAUAUGAAACACAGUGAGAAACUCACAAAUGGUGAGAAAUGUGCUACCAUUACAGAAACAUCUCACAACAAUAAUGACAAUGAUGUCAAUGAAGAGGCAAAUGUCCUUAAACAACAAUUAAGUGAGUUAGAGGAUGUACUUCAUAGCUUACAAACAGAUAAAACCAAAAUGAAGCCCAGUAGAUCUCGACUUCUUGCUGGUAUUAUGACCUUACCACAGUUACUUCCAAUAUGCACAGAUGCAUCAAUGGCGAUGGCAAUGGAAGAACCCACCUCAAUUUCCCCAAAUAUAGAAACACUCGCAGUGGAAAAGGAACUUUUCUCACGUAGUAUGGCCGCAGAAGUAAAGGCACUCAUGAAGGCAGUAGACUUUGAGACAACCCGACCACUCUCAUUAAAUAUAGUGGCUACACCAUCUAGUUUAAAUUCCACUUGGGCCACUUCUGGAGAAUUUACUACUACUACUGCUGCUGUUAUUCCGGAAAAGGUGGAUGAAUAA
Molecule: messenger RNA, 1704 nt
Organism: Trypanosoma theileri
Lineage: Eukaryota; Euglenozoa; Kinetoplastea; Trypanosomatida; Trypanosomatidae
Exons: 1
Coding region: 1-1704 (567 amino acids)
Biological process (GO): actin filament polymerization
Cellular component (GO): cytoplasm; actin filament
Molecular function (GO): actin binding; microtubule binding
Source: RefSeq, a predicted model, not a curated record